AACACACAGUGAGAUGAGGCGAGCAACGUCCACAACCAGUACUCCGGCGUUUCUUUUCCAUCAUGCUGAGACAGAAUGCGCACAUUUGGGGUUGUUUUGAUGCCCGAUAGUAUUUGGUGACCCGCAAUCCCUCCGCUCUCCUGCAUAUCUGUGAACAAUUGUGCAUUUCUGCACGUGUUACAUACAGAUUGUUUGACGCGCACUGGAUCAAUGAGAGAAGUUAGGAACCGGCGGUGGUUUUUAACUUGUUGCGCGGUGAUGCAAGUGUCCUCUUGCGCAAGAGAAUGAUUAAUGAGCCAGUUAUACAUAUCAUUUCUUCUUCGAGCUGUGUGAGUGGCAAAAGUUGCUUUAGGAUGGGCUCAAGGAACAAGAUCCAUUCUCAACCUGCCGUAGAAUCUGCGCAAUUAAGUUAAAUUGGACUACCGGAGCUACCCAAAGACCCAUAUUAAUAAUCGGAUGUGGAUGUUCUUGGGUCCAAAUAUAGUUUAAAAUUAUAUUGAUUUCCUAACCAUCUAAUCCUGGAGAUGUCGGAGUCUUACGAGGACAGAUUGUGCGGGGAUGGAGCUCCGGACUUCAUCCCACCGAGAGCGAUUCGAUCAGGCCGGCGGAGUGGAGUCAGCGUGCCACUGGUGGAGCGCGACGAGGCGGCUCUCCUAGAGUCUGUGAAAACGGCACCGAGGAGGAGCAGCAUCAUUAAGGACCCUUUAGUGGCCAAGGUCAGCGGUGGAAGAAAGAAAACGGUUUCUUUCAGCAGUAUGCCAUCAGAAAAGAAGGUGAGCAGUGCUGCAGAUUGCCUUGCCUUCAUGCAGGGUGGCUGUGAGCUAAAGAAGGUGCGACCCAACUCGCGCAUCUACUCAAGAUUCUACACUCUGGACUCUGAGCUGGCCUGUCUCCGUUGGGAACCCUCCAAGAAAGAUGGUGACCGAGCUCGACUUGACAUCUCUGCCAUCCGUGAGGUCCGCACAGGGAAAAGCACAGAGACAUUUCUCCACAAUGGCCCAUCAGAUCACCUCGCUGAAGAAGCAGCCUUCUCCAUCAUUCACGGUGAUGAGUAUCAGUCCCUUGACCUGGUUGCACUCUCUGCCGAUGUGGCCAACAUCUGGGUGACAGGGUUGCGGUACCUGUUGUCUCACCCUGGUGCCAUUGGUGGAGGGGAUGGAGGGGUGGGAGAGGGCAGUAUUGGGAGCAAGAUGAGGUGGAACUGGUUGGCGGCAGAGUUUGCACUGGUUGAUGAAGACGGACAUGAAAUUGUGUCUGAAGAUACGGCAGUGGCCACCAUCUGUAAACUCUGCCCUGGCAUUAAGGAAGCAAAGGUGCGAUUGCGCUUUAAGGAGAUUCAGCGGAGCAAAGAGAAGCUAACUUCUCAUGUUACGCUGGAAGAAUUCCAGGAAGCCUACUGCGAGUUGUGUACGCGACCUGAUGUCUAUUUCUUGCUAGUGCAACUCUCUAAAGACCGAGAGUGCCUUGAUGCCCAGGACCUGCGUCUUUUCCUGGAAACUGAGCAAGGUCUGUCAUUGGCCACCACUGAGGGCUGCUUGGAGCUUUUUUGCCGCUUUGAGCCCUCUGCAGCUGGGCGUGAGCGAGGUCUACUGGGCUUGGAUGGAUUUACACGCUACCUACAGUCAGCUGAGUGCCAGUUGUUAGACCCUGAGCACCAGAAUGUGUGCCAGGACAUGAAGAUGCCCCUUUCUCAUUAUUUCAUCAGUGCCUCCUACCGCUCCUACCUGCUGGAUGACCAAGUGCAUGGCCGGGCUGAUCUUGGGGGUCUCAUUCGAGCCCUGCAGAUUGGCUGUCGGUGUCUGGAGCUAGGGGUUACCGAUGGGCCAGAAGGGGAGCCACUAUUGGGUGUAGACCAUGGUACAGAUGGAAAGCAUCAUCACCACCACCAUCAUCACCACCAUCACCAUCAUGGUUCUAUUACUCUGCGUAGUGCCCUGGAAGUAGUCAACAAGUAUGCUUUUCUCACCUCUCAGUAUCCUCUGCUGCUGUAUCUAUGCCAGCAUUGCUCACCUUCCCAGCAACGUACUCUUGCACAACAUCUAAAAAAGGUUUUUGGACCCAAGCUCUAUACCCCUGAAUCUCUUCCUGUCAGUCUGGGAGGUCGUGCAACCAUUUUGCCCUCUCCAGAGCAGCUAAAGGGAAAGGUGCUUCUUGUCGGAAAGAAGCUGCCCCCAGAAGUGGAAGGUUCUGAAGGAGAGAUAUCUGAGGAGGAUGAGGAGAUUGGUGGCGGUGGUCCUCUGGCUGGAAGAAGGAUGACUAUCCCUGGGGAAGAAGAACUGGGGGUAGUCCUUGUUGUUCCCCCACCCCCACAGCCAAGGCGCCUCCGCUUGCGGCGUGAAUUGUCCGAUCUCAUCGCAGUGGCUCGCACUGGAAGUCGCAACUUUUAUGCUCACCGAACGAGUACACAGCCAUCCCAGCAGCAUUCUCCCCCCUCCACUCCUUCUACACCAGGUACACCUAUGACCCUUGACCCCCCUUACUGGACCCUGUGCUCUCUUGGGGAAGGAGAGGCAGGACGGCUGGCCAGUGAGAGCCCAGAGGAGCUGGUGAACUUUACCAAGCGCAGUCUAACUCGUGUGCGGCCCAGCUCUGUAAGACUAGACUCUAGCAACCCAAACCCACAGGGCUACUGGAAAGGAGGUGUGCAACUGGUGGCACUCAACCAGCAGACGCCAGGUGCCAUGCUAGACCUGACCCGUGGUCGUUUUAUGCAGAACGGUGGGUGUGGGUAUGUUCUUCGUCCAGCAGUAAUGCGAGAGGAGGUUUCCUACUUUAGUGCCCAAUCACAAGGCUGCGUGCCUGGUGUACCAGCACAAACACUCAGGGUGAAGGUCAUUAGUGCCCAUAGUCUACCCAAGCCACAAGGCUCUGGUGCCAAAGGUGAGGUCAUCGACCCAUAUGUGGUGCUGGAGCUGCACGGAGUGCCUGCAGACUGCACAGAGCAGAGAACUCGCACUGCUGCCCAGAACCAGGAUGAUCCACUGUUUGAUGAGACGUUUGAGUUCCAGGUGAACAUGCCUGAACUAGCCCUGCUGCGUUUCGUAGUUCUGGAUGAUGAUUAUAUAGGUGAUGACUUCAUUGGCCAGUACACCAUCGCUUUUGAGUGUCUACAGCCUGGUUAUCGCAAUGUGCCCCUGCUGGGCCUCGCUGGAGACCCUUUGCCCCAUGCCAGCCUGUUUGUAUACAUCGCCAUCACUAACCGCAGAGGUGGGGGAAAGACCCAGAGAAGGGGUCUGUCCGUCAGGAGAGGAGUGCGGCGUGGACGAGAGUACGUCACUCUACGUAACACGGGAAUCAAAGUGCUGGAUGACACUUUCCGCCCAGCCAGCGGACCUCUGCGAGAAGCUACAGACCUGCGAGAGGAUGCACUGUGUGCCACAGUGGCUUUUAAAGAGCAGUGUGGGCUCCCCCCGACGGCCACACUGAAGCAGUGCAUCCAGAGCUUGGCCACGAGGCUGCAGAGUCCAGAUGGGCCCCCAAGUGCCACACUCACUCUGAAGGAAGGUUACCCAUGCCUGGAACCUUUGGGCAACUUGACUGACGCCACUCGUAAACUGCUAAAUGGUUAUGACACGAUGAUUUCUGCCAACAAACAGCUGAUAGAAAAUGCAGAUGGAGUGCAUGAGAGAAUUGCACAAGUGCAAAAGGAAGGAAUGGUGUUUCAUGAAGAUCUGCCCAGGUUGGUAGAAAAGGAAAAUCUGAAAGGCCGUAAACAGAGUAAAGCUGUGGAAAGUUUUGCUUGGAACAUCACUGUGCAGAAGGGUCAGUGCGACCUCCUGCGAAGUGCUAAGAUAGAUGCUUUGGAUACGUUGAGGCAGCUGGCAUUGGCCUGUGAGGCGUCCGGCCUGAUCUUGACCUCUGACGGUCACUACACCCCUCACGGCCUGUCCUCCAGACGGGGCAGUAGCCAUGGCAAUGGUCGCAGCUGAGCCCCAGAGACACACGUAGGCAUUGAGAGCGCAUUUAUUCAUAGGUGAAUGAAUGGCUGAAUGUUGGACAGACAGAAAGACAGAUGUAUAGGUGUCUCAGAUGAACAGAUGCUAGUAGGGGCAUUUGUCCUUUUUUGAAGUGGGUGCUUGAUUUUAGCACAGCAUUGACCAGAUGUUAUUUGAGGGCAGAAUAAUGAAUGUUCUUAUCAAGACCUACUGAAUGAAGGAUGUAAAAGGAAUUAAAGCGAAUUCCUCAGCGAUAUAAAAUGACUCAUGUCAACAAUGUAGAAAGCAUGCCUGCAAUAUUUAAGAGGACUUUAAUGUUGAACUCCUUGUAGUUCACAGGCUAGAAAUGUUCUUUCGAGCAGAAAAAAAAGUAUAAAUCUAAAACUGCAACUAAUGUCGAAUACAGAAGACUCAUUAGUCUUUCCCCUAGUUCAUGACUAAAUCACCAAAGUGUGAAGUUUGUUUACUCAGGUUAGCACAUCUCAGAAAUAAUUUUAGAGGGUCUGCAUCAUCUUCAGGGCUGUAUCUCCCUCUCUGCUGUCACUCAAGCUGAUUGACAGGUGAUGCCCACCAGCAGGACAGCAGCAUUUCUGCCUCUAAGCCCUAUCCAGUCUAAAGUGUACGGGAUAUAACUGGUGCUUCUCCGUUGAAGGGAACCAUAUCCUUAUCUUCCGUCUUCACCAGUGAUAUGGAUCGUCUUGAGCUCAUUAACAAUGCAGAAUGAACUCAAGAAGGUUUUGUUAAAAUAUUGUUCAGUACACCCUAACAGUGUUAACUGAGCCGGUUACUCAAUGGGAGGACAAGUACUGAUUACGCCACAUAUCCAUGUAAUGCAUAUGGAGUUCAGCACCUGGGAUUGGAACAAUGUUACUAAAUGAUGAAUUACAGUUUGGGUGAAAAGUGACUUUAUUUCUAACAUACAUUCCUUGGCUUGAUUGGAUGAAGGCUUCUGAUGAGUCUGCUGGCAUGCUCAUCAUCACAUUAAAAAAUAAAAAUAAAAAAAACCUUUUUGUCAUAAAGACAAAAAUGCUACUAAACAUGGCAAGAAUUGCUGCCGGAUGUUUGAUUUAAAAAAACAACUAACUGUUAUAAACAGCUUUAAGCACUGAGACAACUAAAGUAGAUACAAUUCUAAAGUAGAAACUGUUUUACAACUUGCAUUGUGUAACAUUUGACAGUGUUGUGAUAGACAAGGACAACAUUAGCAGUAUUUUGUCUAUUGCGGUCAAAGACACUCACAAUAGACUAGUUUUUGAAAUGGCACCUUUUCUUUUCACGUUAACAGAAUAACAGAAAUUAGAUAUGUGAUUAUAUAUAUUAUUUUUCUUAUGGUAGACAAGUAAAAGUGCUGGUACAUUGUGUGUGUGAACGUAUGUGUGCAAGGGUGCUAAUGUAAAUGUGUGUGAGACGUUUCAGUGGUACUUGUUCUGAAUGUGAUGAAUCUGAUGCCUGAUCAAUUCGGGCAGUUGUUUUUAAACAAAAACCUGACUGUUGGUUGAUGUCAGACAUUUUAUUUUAGAAGACCAAAUGAGCAUAUUCACUACAGUGAAGGUGUAUAAAUCGAUAAUGAACGGGAUGAGAAAAGGCAUAACAUUAGCACAUAAGCAAACGUCCUGUUGUCCUGUUUUAUAUGUCCACAAGUCUUUUACUCUCCUUUUUAACUCUUUCAAUCUACUUUGUACUGUUCUCUACUACUUUUUAUGUAUUUACUUUUCUCUUCCUCUGUCUUUGCCCUUGUUCUCUUCCUAUUCUCUCUGAAGGGUGAGCAAUCCAUGCCUGUUCUGUGACAGUUUUUGUGUGUGUUCACGUCUGAACUGAAUGUGUACUAAUUCCUGAAGUGUUCCUUAAAAAACUAAUUGUUUGCUAAAGUGUGAACAAAAAAGUUUUGUGAAUUAUGUAAGAGAGUUGUAGAUAUUAUAUCUUAAAGCUACAAACAUAGUUGUCCCCUUUACAGUGUGUGUGUGUGUGUGUGUGUGUGUUUGUAACACGUAACCCAUGUUCCUCCGACCCCAGGACCUGCAACCCAGAGGAUCUGUGUACUUGUAAAGGGGCAAAAUCUAAAUAAUGAAUACCCAUUCACAGUAUUAGCUUUCCGUUCCAGUUUAGAUGGCUCUUGAGACCAAUCAGACAUGUGAAAUUAAGUCUCACUUUAGACGGGUUUUUUAGACCCCAUUGAGGUGCACUUUAAACUAAACAGUCCAUUUGGACUGGUAUAUUGAUUCCUGCAGUAUUAGAUAGUGGUCAACAUCUCAGACGGUGCAAUAUUACGCUGCUGUUUGACGUUAAACAUAAUGACUAGUUUAAUGAGGAGCAUUAAUCCAGCUGUCCUAAUUAGCCAUUUCUGCUUUUUUCCCCAUGUGUGGUUACCAUGCGUUUGUUGUGUCUGCAUUUCCUCUGACUCUUAAAAAUUAAAUAUAUUGUUUAAAAUAUUUUGUCGCAUUCUUGUUAGCAGUUGUUGUCCUUGUAUCAGAGAGUAUUGAAGGUGACAAGCGUGCAUUAAACAAAGUAAACUUCAAAGCUGUGUUGCUUUUAUUUUAAAAUCAUGGUUUGUAUUUUAUAACUAA
Messenger RNA from Sinocyclocheilus grahami, 6499 nucleotides. Its product is annotated as inactive phospholipase C-like protein 1. Lineage: Eukaryota; Metazoa; Chordata; Actinopteri; Cypriniformes; Cyprinidae. The transcript has 8 exons. Gene Ontology annotation, molecular function: phosphatidylinositol-4,5-bisphosphate phospholipase C activity. Gene Ontology annotation, biological process: regulation of synaptic transmission, GABAergic; phosphatidylinositol-mediated signaling; phosphatidylinositol metabolic process. The coding region runs from base 525 to 3929 and encodes 1134 amino acids. The record is from RefSeq and is a predicted model, not a curated record.